AUGCGAGGUUUUCGCUGAGGUUCUGAUUAUUCAUCAGUCGGUUGGUACGUUGGCACCAAAGACUGGAGCAGCUGACUCGGGAAGCACCCGUGUUGAACCCGCUUUAAUUUCAACCUGUUUAAAGGGAGCCAAACUGGCUGAAAUGGAUGAACAAAGUGUUGAGAGUAUUGCGGAAGUGUUUCGCUGCUUCAUCUGCAUGGAGAAAUUGAGGGACGCACGUCUCUGUCCCCACUGCUCCAAACUCUGCUGUUUCAGUUGUAUCCGGCGGUGGCUGACGGAGCAGAGAGCCCAAUGUCCCCACUGUCGGGCUCCAUUGCAGCUGAGGGAGCUGGUGAACUGUCGCUGGGCGGAGGAGGUGACCCAGCAGCUGGACACUCUGCAGCUCUGCAGCCUCUCCAAGCACGAGGAGAACGACAAGGACAAAUGUGAGAACCAUCUUGAGAAGUUGAGUGUUUUCUGUUGGACUUGUAAGAAGUGCAUCUGUCAUCAGUGUGCUCUGUGGGGUGGCAUGCAUGGUGGCCACACCUUUAAGCCCCUGGUUGAGAUCUAUGAGCAGCAUGUGACUAAGGUGAAUGAGGAGGUGGCCAAGCUCCGGCGUCGCCUCAUGGAACUCAUCAGUCUGGUGCAAGAAGUUGAGAGGAAUGUUGAGGCUGUGAGAGGGGCAAAAGAUGAACGUGUACGAGAGAUCCGUAAUGCAGUGGAAAUGAUGAUUGCACGUCUGGAUAACCAGCUCAAGAACAAGCUCAUUACUCUCAUGGGCCAGAAGACCUCCCUCACUCAAGAGACAGAGCUACUCGAGUCUCUUCUUCAAGAAGUGGAACAUCAGCUGCACUCCUGCAGCAAGAGUGAGCUGAUCUCCAAGAGCCCAGAGAUCCUGCUCAUGUUCCAACAGGUCCAUCGCAAACCUAUGCAGUCCUUUGUCACUACACCCGUUCCUCCUGAUUUCACCAGUGAGCUGGUUCCUGCUUAUGACUCCAGCACUUUUGUUCUUGCUAACUUCAGCACCCUGAGGCAGAGAGCAGACCCAGUGUAUAGCCCACCUCUCCAGAUUUCUGGACUCUGCUGGAGACUCAAAGUCUAUCCAGAUGGAAAUGGCGUGGUCCGUGGCAACUACCUGUCUGUGUUUUUGGAACUGUCUGCUGGACUCCCUGAAACAUCAAAGUAUGAAUAUCGUGUGGAGAUGGUCCACCAGGCCUCAAGUGACCCCACCAAGAACAUCAUACGGGAGUUUGCAUCAGACUUUGAGGUUGGAGAAUGCUGGGGCUACAACCGCUUUUUCAGGCUCGACCUCCUGGCCAGCGAAGGAUACCUCAACAUGCAAACUGACACGCUUGUCCUCCGAUACCAAGUACGCUCACCCACCUUCUUCCAGAAGUGCAGAGACCAGUACUGGUAUAUCAGCCAGCUGGAAUCGGCACAGUCCAGUUACAUUCAGCAGAUCAACAACCUCAAAGAGAGGCUGGCCAUUGAGCUGUUUUGCGGGCAGACAUCCUGCAGCUCCUCUCCUCGUGACCUGAGACUGGGAACAGGCCCCUUGGCCUCUGAAAGAGACAACCGGGCGGGAAAGAGUGAGGAGGGCAUACAGAGCACAUUGACAGAUGCCAAAGAAGGCGAGGAGGAAGACAAAACCCAGCAUGAUGACUCAAAUGAGCUCUCAGAUGGGGACCUGGAGGUAGACUGUCUAACUGAAGAGGAGGUCAACCCCCUGGAUGGCAGCAGCACCUCAGGCAGUUCUACAGCCACCAGCAACACUGAGGAGAACGAUAUUGAUGAGGAGACCAUGUCUGGUGAGAAUGAUGUUGAAUUCAGCCGGACCCUGGAGACAGAAGAGGGAGAGCUUCCUGAUGACAUGGCUGGGGCCACAGGUGGUUCAAACCCUAGCACUUGCUCCACAUCUCGAAGUGCUGCUGCUGCUGCUACCCGUGGUGCUGGUGGCACUAACAGCCUCUUGGAGAUUGACCCGGUCAUCUUGAUCCAGCUCCUGGACCUGAAGGAACGCAACAGUGUGGAGUCACUGUGGGGACUGCAGCCACGGCCCCCUGUCUCCCUCCUACACAGCCAAGCACACAACCACUCAAGGAAGGAGCGAGAGCGGCGGCCUCAGGUGGUGCGACGGUCGGCACCAGAUUCCAGGGUCUUAUUUCGUCUCAAGGCCCAGAUGGCUGAGGUGCGCAGCAAGAUGUCGGAUGUCAAGUGUCAUGUACUGGAGGCACGAGUAGCUGGAGCUGGAGAGCCCAGGGCUGGGCCGUCAAGGGCUUUUGGUGCACAGGAGGGGCUCUUCUCCCAUCCUCACUCAGAGCUGGAAGCAUGCCGCAAGCUUGGUGAGCUAGAAAUGCUAGGGAAAGGAGCUGCAACCCACUCCAGGCACUCCCGACCUGCCAAGAAGACUCUUAGCCCCAUACUGGAAGGCAAUAGCCCUUUGGUCUUGAGAAGAAGGAGCAUAGAGGGGCUGGACAAGGAUCUGAGGGGGAGAGGCCAGAGUGAGGGAGAGGCUACCAUGGAUCUCUGUCUGAGAGAUGGCCUUGUUGGAGCAGAGGGAGCCAUGAAGGCUGAUAACACCCAUAGCUCCCUUCAACCCCUGAGCAGCUCCUCCUCUGACAAAUCCUGCAACUCAAAGCAGCAGCUUGAAGAGCCACCACAGCUCUAUGGUGUGUUGGCACCAGUUUCUGACCUUUAUUGCCCGGGGGGCUCCAAUGGCAGCACUGCCACCAAGAGCUGUAGCACCAGGAUGCAGGGGGCAGGUGUGCUGACUGACAGUAGUCUGGAGGGUGACUCAGAAGUCUCAGGGAACUCCCAACAGUCCCUGCUGUGCCUGCAAGAGGGACCCUCCUCACACUUGGAUGAAGGCCAGAAGCAGUCUGUCCACCUCCUGCCAGGAAUGAGCAGUGACAGCGAAAUUGACUGUGACACAGAGAAUGAGGAUGAGCUGACUGAAGCAAAUAACUGUUGCUAUGAUACUCAGCCUGCAGGAGAGCAUCUUCUUUCUGAUGACCUUGAUUUCACCAAUGGAGAAAACACUGAGAGGUGAUUUCUCUGCCCUCCCUAACAUGGCAACUGGCACGCCAGUCAGACACGACAACCUGCUGCUGUCUUCUUAUUGGUGACAACAACAUGGCCGCCAGAGAGCAACAGGAAAGUCAUUUGGAUAACCAGUAGCAUAACUUAGCAUAGGUUUUGCAUGUGGCAAUUCUUGGAAAUAGAAAUGAAGAAAUUCAACAUAUUAUCAUCAUUCUAAGGUUCGCAUUGACUUGAAUCGAGUUUAAGCACUGAUCUUUUAUUCAUUAGUAAGUGAAUUUGAAAGGCAGGAGGUUGUGCUGUUUUUGCAAGACAUGGAUUCAAGUGUUUUGCCCAGCUAUGUACAUAGAUGUUUAUUCACUUUUCUGUAGUCUUAUGAUUGUUGAUAUUCCAAUACUUUGUUUGUUAUAUGCUUUUGGCAUUCAAAUGAAAACUGAGUAGACCUUAAUGAGUAUGGAAUUACUCAUCAACAGGUGGCAGGACAAUGAGCCAGACUGCCUAACAUUAACCCUCGACAAAAGGUGCUCUUUAUUUUGUGAGGAAAGAAUAACACAUCUGUAAUACAGACUGCAUUUAUUUUUGAACAUUUCAGCCUUGGUGACACUUCAUUAUGUCCACCCUUCAGACUGAAAGAGAAGAAAGGCGUUAACAGUUUUUGCCCCUAUGGGAUGUUUUUUUUAUCUAAUGUGAACCAUUCUAAGAGGUAGAUUAAACUUGAUUGCGUGAUUUUUUUUUCUAUCAUUCAUUUAGUGAGGAAAAAAAAUCAUGAACGCUAAAUGAUUGUGAAUGCGACGAGUCACAUGAGAAAUUACAUGUUCUGUAAAGGAGAUGUUUUUGUCUGAAAUGUAAGCCCCCCCCCCCCCCAAACACCAAUGGUGACUACAUUUGUUUGUGACCAAGAUAAACAUUCCAGCUGAACCUGGUUUGAGAUUUGCUGAUUCAGAUCAACUCGAGAGUGGAUUGUUGUGGACAGGGCCAUCCCUCCUUUGUACAAUCAUAUUGAGGCAAUCCAUUCUGUCCCUCUUUAUAAGCUCUAAAUAGAUCUGUAUCCCUGACACAUCUAGUUUGUUUUCUUUAUGAAGGUCAUCUUCUUGGCCUCUACAGCAGUGGACGCUACCUUUUCUGUCUUUGAAUAUGACACUCCUCUGCCCGUUAAUUUUCCACAUUAGGAGAUCUCAACCCUUUUUAAAGGGAACCAUUUAUUGUUUUCUUUAUAUCUCUUCUUAGGGCAUUGUCUUCCUUUGUGGUGGAUCCGUUAAUGACUGCAAUCUAGUGACAGCUAAUGGCAAGGACAUGAAGAAAUGAUAGUUGCAGCUUUUAGAAUGUCCAUAAGUUUACAUUGUAAAUCAUUUGAUACAUCAGUUGUAGGAGCUUGCUGCAAAGGGAUCAACGAGGCAUUUUUCACUGAUAUGCCUUUUGCUUAAAACUGCAUGGCUCCAAUGGCUUGAGGCAGGCAGAGGCGGCAUUGUGUGGAACAUCUCUGACCCUUGUAAGGGUGUUUUUGUAUAGUUGCAAGGCAUAUCCUAAUAUGGUCUCAGUGAAUCGGCAUUAUCCAUAUAUUCAUUCCUUCUGUCUCACAAACAUUUCUGUUACUUUUGACACUGUACACGAGCAUGGUUUUGGUAAUACAGGGAAGGCUGUUGUUAGUUGUUCAUCCCGUCUGUUAUUUGUGCCAGUGCCAUCCUGCAAGUUUGCUUUCUUUUGUAUCUUCCCAGAAAGUACACUGGACUUUAUUUGGUUUGUAAUAAUAAUAAUAAUUAAAACUUGAGUUCAUUUUGUGUAACUAACAGUUGUCAAAUAAAAUAUUUUAUGGUCUCCUAAAGCCUCACUUUCUAA
Lampris incognitus (smalleye Pacific opah) is the source of this 4851-nucleotide messenger RNA. RefSeq names its product tripartite motif containing 37 (gene trim37). The record is from RefSeq and is a predicted model, not a curated record. Lineage: Eukaryota; Metazoa; Chordata; Actinopteri; Lampriformes; Lampridae. Gene Ontology annotation, cellular component: peroxisome; aggresome. Gene Ontology annotation, biological process: protein autoubiquitination; negative regulation of centriole replication. The coding region runs from base 143 to 3028 and encodes 961 amino acids. The transcript is spliced from 25 exons. Gene Ontology annotation, molecular function: tumor necrosis factor receptor binding; zinc ion binding; ubiquitin protein ligase activity.